Messenger RNA from Sebastes umbrosus (honeycomb rockfish), 999 nucleotides. RefSeq names its product mitotic arrest deficient 2 like 2 (gene mad2l2). The record is from RefSeq and is a predicted model, not a curated record. The coding region runs from base 309 to 941 and encodes 210 amino acids. The transcript has 8 exons. Gene Ontology annotation, cellular component: zeta DNA polymerase complex. NCBI's taxonomy places the organism in Eukaryota, Metazoa, Chordata, Actinopteri, Perciformes, Sebastidae.
AACUUGUAAACAAACAGUGACGUCGAUGUCAUGCGCCACCAAGCUUUGAUUCGGUAACGGAGGAAAAAGCCGCGUUUCUUCCGGUGAGAUUGAUGAAACCAUCAGCUCGUUUUAAAGUAUGCCUCUGCUUCUUUUAUCAUCUUCCGUAAAUCUUUGUAAAAAGUGACAUUGUACUCCUCCAGUCCUGUUGGUUGUCAUCAUCAGACAAAGGAAGGAUAUCAACAUAAUGACCGCCUGACAGACUGCAGCUCUGCUAGCUAGACAAUUAGCUGUUUGUUGGUCAUCUGGCAGCUCUGGGGAUAGAAAACAUGACAACUUUAACAAGGCAAGACCUCAAUUUUGGACAAGUGGUUGCUGACAUCCUGUGUGAGUUCCUGGAGGUCGCUAUUCAUCUCAUCCUGUAUGUUCGUGAAGUUUAUCCCUCUGGAAUAUUUCAGAAGAGAAAGAAAUACAAUGUUCCUGUGCAGAUGUCAUGUCACCCAGAGCUGAAUCAAUAUAUCCAAGACACACUUCAUUGUGUAAAGCCGCUCAUUGAGAAGAAUGAUGCGGAGAAGGUUGUGGUGGUCAUCAUGGACAAAGAGCAUCAUCCAGUAGAGAGAUUUGUCUUUGAGAUUUCCCAACCUCCACUACUGUCCAUCAGCUCAGACACAUUACUGUCACAUGUGGAGCAGCUGCUGAGGGCAUUCAUCCUGAAGAUCAGCGUGUGUGAUGCCGUUUUAAAUAAUAACCCACCAGGGUGUUCAUUUACAGUACUGGUACAUACCAGAGAUGCUGCUACACGCAACAUGGAGAAGGUUCAAGUCAUCAAGGAUUUUCCGUGGAUAGUUGCUGAUGAGCAGGAGGUCCACAUGCAGGAGCCUCGACUCAUCCCUCUGAAGACCAUGACGUCUGACAUAGUAAAAAUGCAGCUCUACGUGGAAGAGAGAGCCCAGAAAACGUAGGCCUGUGACGAUGUUGUGAAUCAUGUAUAUAAAAGCCUAUCGGAGCUACCUGGAACAG